Ziziphus jujuba (common jujube) is the source of this 1369-nucleotide messenger RNA. RefSeq names its product protein trichome birefringence-like 33. Gene Ontology annotation, cellular component: Golgi apparatus. The record is from RefSeq and is a predicted model, not a curated record. NCBI's taxonomy places the organism in Eukaryota, Viridiplantae, Streptophyta, Magnoliopsida, Rosales, Rhamnaceae. Bases 77 to 1369 code for a protein of 430 amino acids. Gene Ontology annotation, molecular function: O-acetyltransferase activity. The transcript has 6 exons.
CAGAAACAGAUAUUAACGUAAAAGCCCACAAACAAGAAAAGCGAAAUUUCAAAAAACCAUUUCAAAUUUGUUUUGCAUGCAUAUAUAUAUGCAAAACACAAAAAUCAUGAAGUCCCCUCUCUCAAUCUCUUCUUCUUCAUCGUCCAAUCUCAGAAAGCCUCGUAUAAUAAGCUCUCCCUAUCUGUUUUCCUUGUUACCAUUCCUCCUCUUCGUCGCCAUCCUCUAUGGAGAAGAUUUCAUGUGCCUAUUCGGUUCGGAACGGCCUUUUUCCAGAACGGUGAAGAAGAAAGAGAAAUUGACUUUCGCCGUUGGGACGAUGGAAGAAGGAUGUGACGUGUUUAGAGGAAGAUGGGUUCGGGACGAGUCAAAUCGGCCGCUUUAUCAGGAAUCGGAGUGUCCAUAUAUACAACCGCAGUUGACCUGCCAAGAGCAUGGAAGACCAGACAAGGAGUACCAAUACUGGAGAUGGCAACCCCAUGGUUGUGAUCUUCCUAGGUUCAAUGCCACACUUAUGCUUGAGACACUCCGGGGGAAGAGGAUGAUGUAUGUAGGAGAUUCUCUGAACAGGGGUCAAUACGUUUCCAUGAUUUGUCUUCUUCACUCGCUCAUCCCUGAAGAUCAAAAGUCCAUGGAAACCUUCGGUUCACUAACUGUCUUCACUGCCAAGGAAUACAAUGCCACGAUUGAGUUUUAUUGGGCACCAUUACUCCUGGAAUCGAAUUCUGAUGAUCCUGUCUUCCACAGAGUAUCAAAAAGGAUUAUUAGGAAAGAUUCUAUAAACAAGCAUGGCAAACAUUGGAAAGGCGUUGAUAUACUAGUAUUCAAUACGUAUAUAUGGUGGAUGACUGGCUUGAAGAUGAGGAUCUUGCUAAACGGGUCCUUUGACGAUGAGGUGAAAGAUAUCGUGGAGCUGACAACUGAGGAAGCUUAUCGUAUGGGGAUGGAGAAUAUGUUGAGAUGGGUUCGCUUGAAUAUGGACCCCAAGAAGACAAGAGUCUUCUUUACUAGCAUGUCACCCUCGCAUGGAAAGAGCAUAGAUUGGGGAGGUAAAGAAGGAGGAAACUGCUAUAAUGAGACAACCAUGAUUGAAGAUCCAACAUAUUGGGGUUCGGAUUGCAGGAAAAGUGUAAUGGAGGUGAUUGGGGAAGUGUUCAGCAAAUCAAAGGUUCCCAUCACAUUUCUAAACAUCACACAACUCUCAAGUUAUCGUAAAGAUGCACACACAUCAAUCUACAAGAAGCAGUGGGGCCCAUUGACUCCUGAGAAAUUAGCCAACCCUGUAAGCUAUGCAGAUUGUGUGCAUUGGUGCUUACCUGGCCUUCAAGAUACUUGGAAUGAGCUCCUGUUUGCCAAACUCUUCAACCCUUGA